AUGGGUUGGGGAGCACAACAUAUACAACAACAACAACAGCAACAACAUCAGCAGCAACAAGCUCAACAACAGCUUCAGCAACAAUUGAAACACAAAUCACCAACGUCGUCAUCGUCGUCGGUGGCUGCUGCACAUCUUCAACAACAACAUCAACAGCAAAACGCAGCCGCGGUCGCUGCAGCUAUGCAUGCACCACUUAGCACACAUGCAGCUCCGUUGGCGCCACCACCACCUCAUCCUCACACGCACCCGCAUUCGCUUGAUAUGUUGUACUCCCAAAACCGCCAACAACAGCAACAACUCCAUCACUAUCACCAACAUGCACAACAACAACAGCAACAACCGCUUUACCAACAGAGCAGCGUAGGCAGUAACAGCAGCACUGCUAGUCAUGAUCACGGCUUUGGUUCAAAAGGCGCUGGCAACAGUUCAUCAACAACAAAAAACAAUGGCAACGCUUCCAGUGGUGGCAGUAGUAGUAGCUCGUCACGACAUUCUUCGGCAACUUCCAAUACUGCUGCGCAACAGUUGGCUGCAGCAGCCGCAGCAGAAAGUGCAGCCGCUUAUAACUUCCUGUGUGGUUCUGCUGCAGCAGCCGCUGCCGCCGCCGCCACAAUGCUAAGUCCACCACUAAGCGCCAACUCUACAUUAGCCGCCGUCAAUCCAUUCGCCAACCCAUUUGAUUGGUUAGGCGCAAGCACUGCCACGGUGGACAAACAAAUACGUCCUACUCCAGCUGAAAAGCAGGCGCGUGCGGUUGAUGCCAGCCGCUAUAAUAGAGCUUCUCAACAGCAAACGCAGCCACAACAAAACAACAGUGCGUCAGCUGCAACGCCGACAUCAACUUCGGCAGCAGCAGCGGCUGCAGCAGCUGCAAAUGAUUUCAUGUCGCUCUUCAGCGCCGCAGCCGCUGCUGCUGCAGCUGGUGAACACGCUAGUUCACAUCGUAGUUCUUCAAAUGCGUCUGCUGCAUCGGUGGCAAGUUCGACAUCAUCUACAGCGGCGGCGAACGCGAGCAGUAACGCGCAUAAACUUACCACAGCAGCGGCGGCGUCGUCAGCUGCCUUGGCUGCAGCCCAUGCGUCGUCUUUAUUCUCUCCACCCACGGCGGCAGCGGCCAAUGCAUAUCAUUUACAGCCGCCAAGUGCGGCAGUUGCUGCAGCCGCAGUGGCCGCCGGAACACACGGUCUGCCUUCGCCGACAAUAUAUCCGCCAACACCACCACCGUCAACACCCUGGAUACAUCCAUGGUACGCGGGGGGCGAGACGUUUUGAAAUUGACGUGGACGUGCGAUCUAAAUAGAAUCCUAAACACUGAACACUAACGGCGGAACACCCUGUGUUGAAAGUGGUGAGCGUAAGUGUGCGUUGGUGUUGUUUCAAAAUUAACGAACGAAUUAAUUUGUUGCCUACUUUUGAAAGCUGUUUCUACAAAUUGUUUUAUGUUGUGUUUUGUACAUUGACACAUUAUCGAAUAUAUUCACUUCAUAUUGAAAGUGAUCAUAAUUUAGACAAAUUUUUGUAUACCAAUAGUUUCGAUAUUUAACUUAUAUAAUUAGUUGAUACAGCUGUAUAGUAAAAUUUAAAGCUAUACAUACAUUAAGUUAUUUUAUAAAUUAAAAGUGAAGUUUGAGCCUAAACUUCAAAAAUGAUAAAAAUGUACAUCUCCCCAUAAACCAUGCAAAAAUAUUUUGCUGUGUAAAAAAAGAACUGAAUGCAAAUUUAGUAAUAAAAAAUAAAUAUGUGAACUGCAAUGGGUACUAACUCAAACCGGAAUGUUUAUGAUUAUUUGAAAAAAUUAAAAAAAAUAAAAACAAAUAAUCAGAAUUGAACCUAGAACCUAGAAGGUACACUAUAGUUUCGUAAGAUUGACUGUAUAAAUAGCGCAUAGCACCAAAAUUAAUCAUCUAAGCUAGAACAUAAACGUGGAAACUACUGAAAGCGAUUACUAACGGCAACUAGUAAUAACUAUUUAAAUAUUUUCUAGUUGAUAAGACCAAACUAUGUCAGAAAUCAAAUUUCGUUUCAUACAUAAAGAAAAGAGCAAAAUUAAUAUUAGCUAUGUAGAUGUAGAUAUGUAUUUGUCUAUUAAAACAAUUCUUUAAUUUACGAUGGAAAACGCCUACUUAUAAACAAGGUGAACAAAAAAAUCUAAUUACUAAAUUUCGAAAUUUUAAGUGGCUUUGUAUAUAUUGACUGAAGAAGGAAGAAAACGUAAUCAAACUUCCGUAGUAUAUUAGUAAUAUUUAGUUCAUUAACUAAUUUAGCUUAAGUUACAGCAUAUUUAUUAUUUAAUACUGCUAAUUUGGCUAAAAGUUUACAAAAAAAUUGGCAAAUGCUUUUUAAGUCAAACAACUUCCAAACAAAAUGGUAUCGAAUUCGAGCGCAUGUGACAUUCGACCAUUGUUGCUAUGCGGAGCCGCUUGAAACGUUAAAUUUGUUAAUCCGUUUUAUGGAUUCAAUAAAAGUAUACAACUUGUUAAUUUAAAUAUUAUUAUCGUAUAAAAGAUAUGCAAAUAAUCAUAGCAGAAAGUAAUUUGUUAUCAUAAAACCUGCAAGUAUUCGUUCGCUCCUUAUUAGUUAGAAAUUACAGUUACAACUGUUAACAUGCUUUCUUUGCAAGGCAUGGACGUGAGUUUAUUUUUCCUCACUAAUUUAUUAGAUAUGAGAUCCAAAAGAUUAUUUUCUAUUUAUUUGCAAUAAAAGCAUAGAAAAAUGAAAAACAAAGACUAGAAUUAUUGGUGUUAUAUUUAGUAUUAAAACUUAAAAUAAUCAUGUGCAGAUAUAAAAUAAAACCAAUAAAAGCAUAUGUAAUAAUAAAAGUUGA
Messenger RNA from Bactrocera dorsalis (oriental fruit fly), 2827 nucleotides. RefSeq names its product ecdysone-induced protein 74EF. Bases 1 to 1275 code for a protein of 424 amino acids. The record is from RefSeq and is a predicted model, not a curated record. Lineage: Eukaryota; Metazoa; Arthropoda; Insecta; Diptera; Tephritidae. The transcript has a single exon.